Linum trigynum is the source of this 4222-nucleotide messenger RNA. The record is from the annotation of a GenBank genome assembly. NCBI's taxonomy places the organism in Eukaryota, Viridiplantae, Streptophyta, Magnoliopsida, Malpighiales, Linaceae.
GUCCAUCAUUAUCAUGCUUAAACCCCAAACCAAAACCAGAUUGAAUCCAUCCUUUUCUCUAACCUCCUGCGUCUAUUCUGUUCUAUUCUAUUCUGCAACCUCUAAACGUGAUUCUUCAACUUCGGCUACGCAAUUUUGUCUUGUCGCCGCAGCCCUUUGCUUGCCCAAAGCAUUGAUCUUUAAUUCUUUCCGUCAUUCCCCAUCCCCACCACUUUUCUCUUCUUCCUUCUUCUUUUCACACUAGCCACAAACUUUCUGGUUGUCCAUUUCUCCACUUCCCCACUUGUGAAACAUUAAAAAUCCCACACCUGGGUUCUGUGAUUGGUUCAUCAGACUUCCGCCGCCGAAAAGGUUAGUUCCCAACUUAGCACUUCCUUCCCAAUUCGUAAACUCUCUCACCAAGUUUUCACUUUUUGCUUGAAUGGCUUCAAACCCACCAGCUGCCAUAGAAAUGGGUAAACUAAGUUCUGUCCUUUUUGCAAGUCCCUGCUUCUUUGUUUAGCAGAAUGGGAAGGGAAAGCAUUUACCUUCGAGCACGUUAAUUAAACAGUUCUGUAUCUCUCUGGUCUUUUGGUUCGCGUGGAUUUCAAGUUUCUCACUUUGUUCUUCUGUCCUCGUAAUUUGCCUCUCUCUCGUAAAAGCUGAAAUGCCAUCUGCACUAGAUUCUCCCCCCUUUUUAUUAAUUACUUAAGAAGGGUGUCAAUGGCCCUCCACAAUAUUUCCCCCCAUGUUGAGUACUUGAGUUCUCUUCACCGUGUGUGUAAAUGGUUGGUGUUUCACGUGGGUUGUUUCAAGAAAGCCGAAUUUUGCCUGCCUAUAUUUAGGAAAGAGGCCCUCAGUUUGCAUAAUGGGGGCUGUAGAUUGCUCUUUAUUUGAAUUGAGAAUCUGAUCCUUGUUUCUGCUAGCUACCCUGUCAUUCUUUUGACGCCUAAGCUGGAUUUUUCCUUCUUCGGUAUCUUUCCCAUUGAGUGGGAACUUGAAACCUAAUGGCCUAAAAUAUCAAACUUUGAAAUGGGAUGGUUCAAAAAAUCUGGUUUGUUGGCUGAAUGUUUGCCAAGGUUUGUGCUUCCUCUUAUGUGUCUGCCCAUACGCAAAGCAGUAGGUCCUUGAUCCAUUUUCGAAUUCAUUUACUUUGCUUGCUUGUGUUGGUAUAAUGACAAUUCUGAUGGAAGUUUGCUUCCCAACUUUCAUUAUUAAUCUCUAGGUUCUCAUGGGUUGAUUGGGCACACAUUCAGUGGGCACUUGGAGAUCAUAGUGGCAUUCUUGGCUUCAAAUGAAGACAACUUGCUUUCUUCUGCUCGUGUUCCUCUUCUUUAGACUCUUCCCUGGUGGCCACAGUGGAAAUGGUACCUCCAGGCCUGCUGUAGUAAAUAUUGGAGCCCUUUUCACAUUUGAGUCCUCCAUUGGAAGAGUUGCUAAGAUUGCCAUCGGGGAAGCUGUCAAAGAUGUAAAUGCAAAUUCCAGCAUCUUACCGGGAACCAUACUGAAAGUGCAGAUGCAGAACACCAAUUGCAGUGGGUUCGUAGGCAUGGUUGAAGCUCUGCAGUUCAUGGAGACUGAUACUGUCGCCAUCAUUGGUCCACAAUCUUCUGUAGUCGCCCAUAUCAUUUCACAUGUCGCAAACGAGCUCCAAGUUCCCCUCCUCUCAUUUGCAGCAACUGACCCAACUCUCAACUCGCUUCAGUUCCCCUUCUUCAUUAGAACCACGCACAGUGACACUUACCAAAUGGCUGCAGUGGUCGAGAUAGUGGAUUUCUAUAACUGGAAGCAAGUAACUGCUAUCUACAUCGAUGAUGACUAUGGAAGAAAUGGCCUUUCAGCUCUAGGCGAUAAGCUUGCUGAGAGGCGGUGCAAAAUCUCCUACAAAGUGGGAAUCCCUCCUGAAUCUGGUGCUAACUCAAGUGACACAAUGGACCUUCUUGUCAAGGUUGCAAUGAUGGAAUCUCGGGUCAUUGUUCUUCAUGUCUAUCCUCAAAAGGGCUUCGAGAUCUUCUCCAUGGCGAAUUAUUUGGGAAUGAUGGGGAAUGGGUAUGUAUGGAUAGCAACAGAUUGGCUUUCUUCUGUGCUCGAUUCUGCACCACUUGAUUCUGAUACUAUGGAGAAGAUACAAGGAGUCCUUGUUCUUCGCCAGCAUACUGCAGAUUCAGAUCGAAAGAAGGCAUUUAUCUCUAGGUGGAACAGUGGUGGCUUUCCUGGGCUGAACUCCUAUGGCCUGUUUGCUUAUGAUUCUGUGUGGCUUGUUGCUCAAGCCAUCGACAAGUUCUUCAACCAAGGUGGGGUCAUCUCAUUUUCUAAUGACUCAAGGUUGAGUGCAGGAGGAGACAGUAACCUUCACUUGGAUGCAAUGAGCAUUUUCAAUGAUGGGAAGCUUCUCCUGAAAAACAUACUGCAGGGCGAUUUUGUUGGUCUGACUGGUCGUAUCAAGUUCGAAUCGGAUAGAUCUCUGGUCCUUCCAGCUUAUGAUGUGAUUAAUGUGGUUGGGACUGGGUUUAGAAGGGUUGGUUACUGGUCAAAUUAUUCUGGUUUGUCAACUGUCACUCCUGAGACACUUUACACGAGUCCACCGAAUCGUUUGAGUGCUGACCAGCAGCUGUAUAGUGUGAUUUGGCCCGGUGAGACAUCUGUAAAGCCUCGUGGAUGGGUUUUCCCCAAUAAUGGGAAGCAAUUGAGGAUUGGUGUGCCGAUUCGAGUUAGCUACAAGGAGUUUGUGUCGCCAGUCAGAGGAACAUCUGACAAGUUCCAAGGAUUUUGUAUAGAUGUUUUCACUGCUGCUUUGAACUUGUUGCAGUAUCCUGUUCCUUAUCAGUUUGUUCCUGUUGGAGAUGGGAAGAAGAACCCCAGCUACACAGAUAUAGUGAAUUCAGUCUACACAGGAGUUCUUGACGCUGCUAUUGGUGACAUUGCCAUUGUUACAAACAGAACAAAGAUAGUAGACUUCUCUCAGCCUUAUGUGGCAUCUGGGCUGGUUGUGGUGGUUCCAUUCAGGAAGUUGAACACAGGGGCAUGGGCUUUCCUUAGGCCCUUCAGUCCCAUCAUGUGGAUCGUCACUGGUUGUUUCUUCCUUGCUGUUGGCAUUGUUGUGUGGAUACUGGAGCACAGGAUCAAUGACGAAUUCAGAGGCCCUCCGAAAAGACAGAUCAUUACUGUUUUGUGGUUCAGCCUCUCAACUUUGUUUUUCGCCCACAGAGAGAACACAGUGAGCACACUUGGACGGAUGGUGCUGCUAAUAUGGCUCUUUGUGGUUCUCAUAAUCAACUCCAGCUACACAGCAAGCCUGACAUCAAUCCUCACAGUGCAACAGCUCUUUUCUCCAAUCAAAGGAAUCGAAAGCUUGAAGGAAGGCGAUGACCCUAUAGGAUAUCAAACAGGUUCCUUUGCUGAAUACUAUCUGGGAGAGGAGCUACGCAUACCAAAGUCUCGGCUAAUUGAACUUGGCUCACCUGAAGAAUAUGCUGCAGCCCUCCAAAAGGGUCCCAAGAAUGGAGGAGUUGCUGCAAUUGUCGAUGAACGCCCCUAUGUGGAACUCUUCCUCGCAUCUCAAUGCACGUUCCGAAUCGUGGGUCAAGAGUUUACCAAAAGUGGUUGGGGAUUUGCAUUUCCGCGUGACUCCCCACUGGCUGUUGACAUAUCAACCGCGAUCCUGGAGCUAUCGGAGAACGGGGAUCUCCAAAGGAUCCAUGAUAAGUGGCUGGUGGGGUCCAGUUGCAGUUCGGAGACUUCAGAGAUUGAAUCAGACAGGCUCCAUCUUAAGAGCUUUGUCGGCCUUUUCUUGAUAUGUGGGGUGGCAUGCUUUGUAGCUCUUGUCAUAUACUUUGUGGAGGUUAUCAGGAAACUUUAUAGAACUGAGCCUAAUGAAGCUCUGGAGUCCGGUCAGGGUAGCUCGUCGCGUUCUCGAAGUAUUCAUCGUCUGUUGUCGAUAAUGAAUGAGAAGAAAGACACUUCCAAGAAGGGUAGGAGUAGUAAGAGGAGGAAGUUGGAGACUUCACUAUCUGAUAAUAGCAGGCUGGGUGAGUUUGAGAAGAAUGAGAAGAGAGAAAUGGAAAUGGAGAUACCAAGAAGGAACAUGAAUGGAAAUGGGAUUAGUCCCGAGUAAGAGUCGAGUUUUUACAGUCAAUCAACAGCAAAAUAUAUAUAUUGAUUAUGUAUAGAAAUUGGAAUUGAAGGGUCUCAAAGAGGAGGCUGCUUAUCAGUAUCAUUAUGUAAAGAAAUUGUUAACGUAAUG